AUGUCUCCCGUCGCUGCCGUGCUUUGCGGAAAACAACCGCAGUUGACCGACUUCAUGCUCAAGAAUCUCCUUCCCAAGAUCGAGGUUGUCCAUGUCUGCAACAACGCCGACACUGCCGUCUCGGAGAUUCCGACCCUUCUGAAAGGCGACAUCAUCUCGCCCUCGUCGGGUCUGGGGGCGAAUGCACAGGGGUCCGGUCGCUCUGAUAUCUCGUUCAUCAUCAUCGGCGGGGGCUUCUCGCCAGAAGAUGUGCAAGCCAUCAAAUCAGCCGCUGAUGGCGUGAAGCCUGUGGCAUUCUUCUGUGCGGAUACCAGCAAGACACCGGCUGGCGCAGGACCACCGCCGGGGGAAAUGAUCAAGAAAAGGAUGAUGGACGCCAUCGAAAAGGAGGAGGAAGGCGAUGGAAAGUGGGCUCCUGGCGUGUACAUGUAUUGA
Fonsecaea multimorphosa CBS 102226 is the source of this 435-nucleotide messenger RNA. RefSeq lists its product as uncharacterized. Bases 1 to 435 code for a protein of 144 amino acids. The record is from RefSeq and is a predicted model, not a curated record. Lineage: Eukaryota; Fungi; Ascomycota; Eurotiomycetes; Chaetothyriales; Herpotrichiellaceae. The transcript has 2 exons.